Pisolithus orientalis is the source of this 2001-nucleotide messenger RNA. RefSeq lists its product as uncharacterized. NCBI's taxonomy places the organism in Eukaryota, Fungi, Basidiomycota, Agaricomycetes, Boletales, Pisolithaceae. The record is from RefSeq and is a predicted model, not a curated record. The coding region runs from base 29 to 1816 and encodes 595 amino acids. The transcript has 4 exons. Gene Ontology annotation, molecular function: DNA binding. Gene Ontology annotation, biological process: regulation of DNA-templated transcription.
CCGUAAAUCGUUGCCACUCCCCUCAACUAUGGACGCUGAAAUACACCAGCGACUCAUCGACGCUGAAGGAGAACUGUUGUCUGCUUUAUCUGAUGAAAACCUCUUGUUGCCAUUCCAUUCCACGUGGUCAAAAUUACAAGUCGAUAUUUCUGACAUGAAAUCGCAAGGUGGACUCAGGGAAGACACACUAGCAUUGGCGCAUGCCGUCGCAUCGCGUAUUUCUACUGUUUCACAAUGUUACCUUGAUUUACAACAAAAGCAGGAGUUUCUUAGGACGAGGUUCGCGAAUAAUGGGAAGGAAUUUUUGGCACAUCUAUCCCAUGCUCCUAAGUCGUCAGCUUCGUCAACUCAGCCAAAUGAAGAGAGAUGCACUCCUUUCAUCGCGACAACUUCCAAGUGGCUGCUUGAGCACAUUCAUAACCCGUAUCCCUCACCUCAAUUCAAAGCUUCUGUCGCUGAAGGUUGCGGCUGUUCACAGAAUUCGGUUAAUUCUUGGUUUAUCGGUGCACGGCGUCGCACUGGUUGGACGUCUCUGUGUCGUGACCAAUUCCGUAACUGCAGAGCCGACACCGUGGAUGCUGCAUAUCGUGCCCUGGUUCGACCAGAUCCAGCUCGCCCGCUGCCUUCAGCCAUAAUCAAAGCUUUUGCGGCUAUCAAGUCGAAUGCUGAGGGGCUGUACUCGGCGUUCACCAAGAACAGCACUGCGAUAGAUCUUGAUGUGGUAGGGAACGAUACGGCAGACUAUGGCACGCAGAAAUUCACCAUGGAACGUACCCGUCAGCAAGAAAUCAUCGGGAGGAAAGCAGAGAUACAUGCGUAUCACGAGGACCAGCGCUCCGAAACAACUAUAUACCCUUCUCCAUUUUCAUCCCCGCCGCCUCUAGCAUCAGCUAUUCCCACUCUUGUCCCCUCAUUAUCGGAUGAAAGCGAUGAUGAAGACCAAGAUGUCGCUCCCCCUGUCUUAGCUGGUCGCAAACGUAGAGCGUGUCUAUCAGAAAACCAGUGUGCUCCUUGCACUGAGCGCCCAAAACGUUUAUGUAUCCGGUCUUCCCCAACCCCAAGUACUGAUACAAGCGAGCCUCCGUCCCCUUCGUCCGACGAGGGAAUAACGAUUCACGCUUCGUCAGAACCGCAAGCUAGCCGUGCACUGCCUCGUUCUCGCAAGCGGCGGCUUUCUGAAGGCGCUCAACCCAACAUUCCCAAACGCCCGCACGGUUUGCCCGUUGUGCCUCGCCCUCAAGUGGUUUCCGAUCCGCUUCCCCGAACGAUAUCACAUGAAAGUGAUAUCGAGGAUUGGUUCCAAACCAAUUUUCAGACACUAUUUGACCUCCCUGCUCCUGUCGAAUGCUCAGAUCUUGACUCCUCUACGCAAUGGGAAGUCUUGUUUGGUGGAUAUUCGAUACCCUCAGCUUCGGUCCAGAGUGAGCUCCAUUUGACACAUUCACCACCGGCGUCCUCCGAGGUUGUGCUACAGGACGUCCUGGAACGCAGUAAUUUCGGCGACUUUGACGAUCUUUUCUUACCCCUUGGAAAUGAGGCUUCUGAAGAUACAUUGCCGGGUAUACGUUCGUCGGACCUCCUGCUCUCCCCGGAGCAGCAAGUCGUCCUGUCCGACGGAACGCCUUCCGUGGGAGGUGUACCAUUCCUUGACAAUUGGGUAACACUUUGCGAAGCCACUUCUCAGGCUGAGAGUGUCAGCACCAAUACGUCUGAGUUUGGCUUUCUCGAGUUCUCCGACCUCUCGGUGCCACACCCUCUGGUAGACAGCCAGGCGGCCUUUGUCCUCGGGGAUAUUGGUUUGCCCGUUGGUGCUUGAUAUCGUAACUCCAUUAUCUUUAUUCAUAAAUAUGCGUCAUUGGCGUUCCGCCGUCGCAUGUUGCUAGUUACUCACCAGUGAUUGCUGUCCCGCUACUGCUCCACCUGCUUUCUCUCAUUUGCAACCCAUGUUUUUUAUGUGUAUUUUUCAAAUUGUAUCUAUAAAACAAUUACACUAUAUUGUUC